Molecule: messenger RNA, 997 nt
Organism: Anastrepha ludens (Mexican fruit fly)
Lineage: Eukaryota; Metazoa; Arthropoda; Insecta; Diptera; Tephritidae
Product: histone H3-like
Exons: 2
Coding region: 160-972 (270 amino acids)
Cellular component (GO): nucleosome
Molecular function (GO): DNA binding; protein heterodimerization activity; structural constituent of chromatin
Source: RefSeq, a predicted model, not a curated record
AACACAUGCCUACAUAAUACAUGGACUUGUGAAACGUAUUAGUUGAAACUGCUACUUAAGAUGUGAAAGUCAUACAAUUUGUUAUAGGUACAGUGUUUAGUGUUCUAUAGUGUUCUACAGUGUUCAAGUGUGGGAAAAUAAUAAAGUGAGUAGUGAAAAAUGGCUCGUACAAAGCAAACAGCCCGAAAAUCGACUGGUGGAAAGGCACCACGUAAACAAUUGGCGACAAAAGCUGCACGCAAAAGUGCACCAGCAACUGGUGGAGUUAAAAAGCCACAUCGUUAUCGUCCAGGUAUAGUGGCGUUGCGUGAAAUUCGUCGCUAUCAAAAGAGUACCGAAUUAUUGAUACGCAAAUUGCCAUUCCAGCGCUUGGUUCGUGAAAUAGCGCAAGAUUUCAAAACUGAUCUACGUUUCCAAAGUUCUGCUGUUAUGGCUCUACAAGAAGCAAGUGAAGCAUACUUGGUUGGUCUUUUUGAAGAUACCAAUUUGUGUGCCAUCCAUGCUAAGCGUGUUACAAUUAUGCCAAAAGAUAUUCAAUUGGCUAGACGUAUUCGUGGUGAAAUGGCUCGUACAAAGCAAACAGCCCGAAAAUCGACUGGUGGAAAGGCACCACGUAAACAAUUGGCGACAAAAGCUGCACGCAAAAGUGCACCAGCAACUGGUGGAGUUAAAAAGCCACAUCGUUAUCGUCCAGGUACAGUGGCGUUGCGUGAAAUUCGUCGCUAUCAAAAGAGUACCGAAUUAUUGAUACGCAAAUUGCCAUUCCAGCGCUUGGUUCGUGAAAUAGCGCAAGAUUUCAAAACUGAUCUACGUUUCCAAAGUUCUGCUGUUAUGGCUCUACAAGAAGCAAGUGAAGCAUACUUGGUUGGUCUUUUUGAAGAUACCAAUUUGUGUGCCAUCCAUGCUAAGCGUGUUACAAUUAUGCCAAAAGAUAUUCAAUUGGCUAGACGUAUUCGUGGUGAACGUGCUUAAAUCAAUAAGAAAACUUACGAAAAAA